AUGAAAGAAAUUGGUCUUCAAACAAUAAGAGAAUUAGCAUCAAUUGUAUUCCAACAAGAAGUUUUUCUUUAUGAUGAAAAGAUUUAUAAACAAAAUCUUACGGAUACUAAGGGUGCUUCUCUUACAUUAACAUUAGCUAAUAUAUUUAUAUGGGAAUGGCAAACAGAAUUCGUUCGUCGAGCAGAUAUAUCAAAUGAAAUUUAUGGCCGUAAAACUCUGCCAUCUCUUGAUAUUCAUCUAACUAACAACAAUGGUAUUCUCUCAACAUCUGUUUAUCAUAAACCAGCCGUUAAACCUUAUGUUGUACCAUUUAUAUCUGACUAUUCUCGACAUAUAUUUGGUAAUAUUGUACAAACAGCUAUUACACAAGGUCUACACUAUUUAUCUACAUAUGCAGCAUUUAAUUAUGAAUGA
Rotaria sordida is the source of this 414-nucleotide messenger RNA. The record is from the annotation of a GenBank genome assembly. Lineage: Eukaryota; Metazoa; Rotifera; Eurotatoria; Philodinida; Philodinidae.